AUGCUAGUUGAACCGAGAUCAGCCACUGAUGCACCGGCCCCCGAUGGGGGCUUUGUUGCUUGGUCUUUAGAUUAUUUCCAAGCAUACUACGAGACUGACUAUCCCUCAUGGACUUCGUCUCAGAUCUCUUGGAUUGGGUCCAUUCAAGCGUUUUUUCUUUUCGGAUUCUCCAUAGUUGCUGGUCUAGUCAUUGACCGUGGAUAUUUGAGAUAUCUUGUUUGGAUAGGAUGCUUCUUGUGCGUACUGGCAACGAUGUUGACCAGUAUCAGCUCUGAAUAUUGGCAUUUCAUACUGGCUCAAGGAGUCAUGUUCGGCAUAGGCAGUGGUUUAUUUAUUCCAGCAUUGCUGUGCUUCCAGCUUAUUUUGACAAGAAACAAGCAUCGGCUUUGGGAGUUGCAGCUUCUGGUAUUUGCAGGAGGCAUGGUCUUUCCAAUAGUCUUCAAUCAUUUGCAACCAAGAAUUGGUUUUGGGUGGUCGAUCUGCGUCGUUGGUUUUAUCAUUCUUUUUGCCGCUACAAUUCCUGUACUCGGAAUACAUGUGCGGACUCCUCCGUCUGCAGUCAGAAAGAUAUUUGAUACAAAAGCCGGGAAAGAACCGCCGUUCUUGGUUACUAGCGCUUACAUCCCGCCUUUCUAUGUUCAAUUAUAUGCUCUCGACACCAAUAUAGUGGGAGGCGACCUUGUUCCUUAUCUUUCCUCUUUACUCAAUGCCGGGUCUUUCUUUGGACGCAUCAUCCCAACCCACUUCGCCGACACCUAUGGUCCAUUUAACAUCGACGUAAUUUGCGUUCUCGUAAGUGGAAUUUUAGCAUUCACCUGGAUAACUAUUCACAGCACGGCUAGCAUGAUUUUAUCCACUAUAUCUUAUGGCUUCUUUUCCGGGGUUUUGACGUCGAUCUAUCCAAAUCUCGGUAUUGCAUUAUCUCCAGAUGCGGGCGUUUUGAGUUUCCGCCUAGGAAUGCUCUUAAUGCCAAUAUCUGCAGGCAUACUAGUCGUAAAUCUAACUGCAGGAGCUCUGGAAUCUUAUGGAUGGAUUUCUCUGCAGAUAUUCACAGCUGCAUUGUUGACGGCCUCGCUCUUGGUGGUUAUUGUUGCUAGAAUUUUAAUGUAUGGUAAGAGCUUGACAAUUAGAUGCUCAAAGACAAAUGUAUGCUGUCACCAUUUCACACCCAGAUAA
This is a messenger RNA of Botrytis fragariae, 1176 nucleotides long. RefSeq names its product putative mfs monocarboxylate transporter protein. The transcript is spliced from 5 exons. The record is from RefSeq and is a predicted model, not a curated record. NCBI's taxonomy places the organism in Eukaryota, Fungi, Ascomycota, Leotiomycetes, Helotiales, Sclerotiniaceae. Bases 1 to 1176 code for a protein of 391 amino acids. Gene Ontology annotation, cellular component: fungal-type vacuole membrane.